UAGAGAAAGUUGCAACAGUAGAGCUUUGAUCAAUUGUGGAUGGAGUCGUGGUCGGAUUGAGAGUCUCAAAAUUGAAGUAUACAAUGAGAUUCUUGGUAGACUCAAGGAAUUGAAUGUCUCAGAGGCCACACUUCCUUAUUUUGAAGAUGAGCUUUGGGGGCACUUCAAUAGCCUUCCAACUAGGUAUGCACUGGAAAUGAAUGUUGAGAAGGCCAAAGAUGUUCUUAUGCAUAAAAGGUUACAACAUAUGGCACGAACUAUUUCUAGUACACCUGCAAUUGAAGUCCGCCUCCUCCAGGUUCGUUCUACUUCUGGUGUACAUUCGAGCAAAUCCUUUCAUUCCAACUUACAAAAAGAAACCAUUACUGAUAUUCCAAGCAACAUGAGGCAUGAUUAUGUGAAAAUUGACACAUCCUUUUCCUCUAUAAAUAUCCAAUAUCCAUCCAUCCUUGGCCUUUGAUUAAUUAUUUAACUUGAACUUGAUCUUGGUGCAAGCCGGUUACAAGUUCAAGAUAGGGAUAAAGACCAAUGCAUGAAAUCACAAUUUCAACCAGCGAUAAGCCAAAACUAUUCAGUCAGUUGACUACCUUACUCUCUGAGAUUGGGCUGAACAUUCAAGAAGCACAUGCCUUUUCCACAUUGGAUGGAUAUUCAUUGGAUGUUUUUGUUGUUGAUGGUUGGGCAGGCCAGGAUAUUGAGAGCCUCAAGCAUGAAGUGACAAAGAAAAUGCAGAAACUCGAGGAAGAUCAAUGGUUACCCCUGCACCUUUUCCCCAAGGAGACUGGAACACUUAAACAUAUUCCAACAAAGAAUAUUCCAACAAAGAAAAUUAAGAAACUCGAGAAGCAGCCAUGGUGCAGUCUUCCUAAGGAGAGACCAGAGAAAAUUGGAAUGAACUAUAUCUUUAACCAUGUAAACAAACCCAUCAGUAGAAAUGAUGUAUGGGAAAUUGAAGCAAGUUGUUUAAAAUAUGAGAAGAAAAUUGCCUCUGGAUCAGUCAGUGAUUUGUAUAAAGGCACUUACAUUAAUCAAGAUGUGGCUAUCAAAGUAUUUAAGAAUGGUAGUCUAAAUGAAAAUAUGCACAGGGAGUUUUCUCAGGAAACCUUUAUCCUAAGUAAAAUUCAGCACAAGAAUGUUAUCAAAUUUAUUGGUGCCUGUACAAAACCAAGUUUUCAUCUUGUUACAGAAUAUAUGCCUGGUGGAAAUAUGUACGACUUUCUGCAUAUACAGAAGGUCGUGCUUACCCUUCCUUCAUUGCUCAAAGUAGCAAUUGAAGUCUCCCAAGGAGUGGCUUAUUUGCAUCAAAACAACAUUAUACAUCGAGACCUCAAAACUGCUAAUCUUUUGAUGGAUGAGAAAGGGGUAGUCAAAGUUGCUGAUUUUGGUGUAGCCAGAUUGCAAAAUCAAUCCGGUAUCAUGACUGCGGAAACUGGAACGUACCGGUGGAUGGCUCCAGAGGUUAUUGAGCAUAAGCCAUAUAACCAGAAAGCUGAUGUUUUCAGCUUUGGGAUUAUUAUUUGGGAGCUGCUCACAAGAAAGCUUCCCUAUGAAGAUUUAUCCCCGUUACAAGCAGCAGUUGGAGUAGUACAUAAGGAUUUGAGGCCUGAAAUUCCAAGGGAUACUCAUCCAAAGUUAGUCGAGUUACUUCACCGCUGUUGGCACAAAGAUCCCUCCUUAAGGCCCGACUUCUCAGAAAUUAUUAAGUUUCUACAUCACAUUAACAACAUGAUUGCAGGGAAGAAAAAGAAGGUGAAGGUUAAAGGCAAAGGGAAUGCAUGGGCAUGCACGAUAUAGUCAUUGGCCAAAGGCCACGGCGUGGUGAAAAGCUUGAAGACACAUGUACAUAUGUGGAAAAACGAACACAAUCUGUGUUCAAAAUUCCAUUGGGAUUCAAGCUGUUUUGUAUGAUAUUACCAAUAGAAUAAGAAAAUAUCAAUUAAAACUCUAACAUUGUCACGACUUUAAAUUGUAUAUUGUAUAUCUGUUGAGAAAAAUGAGUGCAUUUUUCUGCAAAAGGAGUAAUUGUAUGCAAUGAGGAAAUAAAUUGGAAAAACUGUGAUCUGGUAAUUAUGGAUA
Medicago truncatula (barrel medic) is the source of this 2076-nucleotide messenger RNA. RefSeq names its product serine/threonine-protein kinase STY46. The record is from RefSeq and is a predicted model, not a curated record. The transcript has 17 exons. Bases 529 to 1794 code for a protein of 421 amino acids. Gene Ontology annotation, biological process: protein phosphorylation. Lineage: Eukaryota; Viridiplantae; Streptophyta; Magnoliopsida; Fabales; Fabaceae. Gene Ontology annotation, molecular function: ATP binding; protein serine/threonine kinase activity.